Molecule: messenger RNA, 915 nt
Organism: Sporothrix brasiliensis 5110
Lineage: Eukaryota; Fungi; Ascomycota; Sordariomycetes; Ophiostomatales; Ophiostomataceae
Exons: 1
Coding region: 1-915 (304 amino acids)
Source: RefSeq, a predicted model, not a curated record
AUGACGACAGGCCCCAAGAUGCCUGCACCAAAUGAUAACGAGUCUUCUCUCACACCAGACCUGGCAUUUACAGACGCAGCAGCCAUUUUUGAUCGCGCCGAUAAGGUAGAUCGCCUCGUCGACUGUCUUAUUGUGGGCAACGUAUCUACAACCGACUUUCACCAAAUCGAGGCGGAACGGGACCGCCGCGGACGACGAAUCCGCCUCUUCUUCCUGCCAGACCAGGCCUGCGCCAUUGUCACCAUCCCCACCGGGCCGCAUGAACAAGCACAUGUCGAGCUGUACUACGUUGUGCGAGAUUCGCUGAAAGAAAUGGGACUGGCGAACGAGUGGCAGACGGUCGCUGCGGAGACGUUUGCCGCAGCCAGCCGCGGCUCCGGCGAGGGCGAUUCUGGUGGUGGGCCACUCUGGCGGGACGAUGGGGGCGGCAUUGUCUGGCCCACCAUCGUCAUACAAGCGGGCGUCAGCCAAUCCAUGGCAUCGCUGCGCGCGAAAGCGAACUGGUGGUUUGCGGCCUCAGACAAUCGUAUGAAGAUUGUGGUCCUUAUAAAAGUGACACUCACCGCUACUGAAUCCAGCAUCGCUGUGGAGACGUGGACAGCAACCGCGACCGCACGCCACACGGGUCGCCCCGGCGCAACGACGACGCGCUCGUUCGUGCGCUCUAUGCCGGCUGUCAUGGAGCCCAGUUGCCAGCAGAGAGUCGACAUUUCGUGGCCACUGCUCUCUCCCAUUCGAAACCCCCCACGCCGCGACCGUGUGCGGGUACUCUUUUCUGUUGUGGGCGCUCCCAUGGUCUUUGGAUUUGAGGAGUUGAUGUUGCGUCCUCCUGUCCCUGCGCAUGGCGAGCACGACAUUCUAAUUACCGAGGCAGACUUUCAAGACAUUGCCUCCCGAGUCUGGGGAUGCUUAUGA